Molecule: messenger RNA, 639 nt
Organism: Molossus molossus (Pallas's mastiff bat)
Lineage: Eukaryota; Metazoa; Chordata; Mammalia; Chiroptera; Molossidae
Product: B box and SPRY domain-containing protein-like
Exons: 2
Coding region: 1-639 (212 amino acids)
Source: RefSeq, a predicted model, not a curated record
AUGACCCGUGAUGACGUGGAGGAGCUGCUGGAGACAUAUUCGGAUCCCUUAACUGAUGAGGAUCUGGUGGAGAUGAUGUCUGCAAGUGAGGAGUCGAAAAAGAGAAACUUUAAUGAGAAGUGUGCUUGGAGCCCACUUCUGACUCCUCUCUGGGCAACAGCAGCUCUCGACUGCCUCCAGACAUGGAGUAUUGACGAGAGGACUGUCAGCCCCUUCCUGCAACUGUCAGAUGACCGAAAGACUCUGACCUUCAGUGCCAAGAAGUCCAAGGCCUGUGCAGACGACCCAGAGCGCUUUGACCACUGGCCCAAUGCUCUGGCUGCCACCUCCUUCCAGGCUGGGCUGCACGCCUUGAUGGUGAAUGUGCAGAACAGUUGUGCCUACAAGGUGGGCGUGGCCUUGGGCCAGCUGCCCCGCAAGGGUUCUGGCAGUGACUCUCGUCUGGGCCACAGCGCCUACUCCUGGGUCUUCUCCCGCUACGACCCAGAGUGCUGUUUCUCACACGAUGGGCAGCACGAGCCCCUGGGUCUGCUGCGCUGCCCGGCCCAGCUGGGCAUACUGUUGGACUUGCAGGCCCAGGAGCUGCUAUUCUAUGAUCCGGCCUCGGGCGUGGUGCUCCACACCCACCAUGCAUCCUGA